CAUCUCGUUGUUGUCACUCCGCAGCCCUCUGUUUUCCGUCUAUCUGCGCAGGAGCAGAGAAAGAAGGAAGGCGAAGCAGUAGGAGGAGUAAGACUUGAAAGAAGAGGGAGAAAGAUGGGUGACGGGACGGCCAACUGCGUCGACAUCCUCCUCGCUAUCAUCCUUCCUCCCCUGGGAGUCUUCCUCAAGUUCGGCUGCAAGAUAGAGUUCUGGAUCUGCUUGUUGCUGACGAUUUUGGGGUACCUUCCUGGGAUCAUCUACGCCGUCUACGCCAUCACCAAGUGACCUUAGGGCGCCCUGUCUCCCUUCUUCCUAAACUCUGAUGGCAUCUGAUUGGCGGUUGAUUGGUUGGUGGUGGAGGGUUUGGAUUCGCAGAUGUAAUUCGCGUGUUUGGUUCUGUGGAUUGUCGUCUUUUUUCAUUCAUUGGGUGUGUGUUUAACGUGUUUGAUGGCACUCUUUGCCUGUGGAACCUUUCUUUCUGUCUCUCAUGUAUGAUCGUGUAAUUUGAGUGUCAUCUUUAGUGCCCAAACUGUAAUAAAGAAGCAGUAAGUUCGUUUUCUA
Molecule: messenger RNA, 561 nt
Organism: Nymphaea colorata (pocket water lily)
Lineage: Eukaryota; Viridiplantae; Streptophyta; Magnoliopsida; Nymphaeales; Nymphaeaceae
Product: hydrophobic protein LTI6B
Exons: 3
Coding region: 115-285 (56 amino acids)
Cellular component (GO): membrane
Source: RefSeq, a predicted model, not a curated record